Molecule: messenger RNA, 5851 nt
Organism: Nerophis lumbriciformis (worm pipefish)
Lineage: Eukaryota; Metazoa; Chordata; Actinopteri; Syngnathiformes; Syngnathidae
Product: serine/threonine-protein kinase LMTK1-like
Biological process (GO): peptidyl-tyrosine autophosphorylation; brain development
Molecular function (GO): ATP binding; protein tyrosine kinase activity
Source: RefSeq, a predicted model, not a curated record
GCUCCUGGACCUGAAAAAACCCAAAUCAGUGGAAGACGAGAGGAGGACGUGACGUUGGAUUUACAAAAGGUUGGCCAUAUUUGACGAGUGAUUAAUUAGAAAUAAUUGACAAUCAGGGCUAAAAGGAGGACAUAAAAGUGAUGCUAAUCAUGAUGAAGACCAGCGUCCACAUCUGGCUUGCAGGUGUCUCCGUGUGGGGAGAAGAUGGUGCUGCGCACCUCAAAUGAAGCUGAUGUCUGAUUCAGCUUGAUUUAUUUCUUUAUUUUUUUCUCCCUAAAAUCACUUAUUUUUUUGUGGCGUGUGAGUGAGAGGAUGCGCUUUGCCCUACACGUGACUGUCAUGUCUUCAGCAUUUUUCAAUCCCAGCUCUGCCUUCAGUUCCCACUUUGACACAGAUGGAGCUCCGCUGAGCGAGCUGUCGUGGCCUUCGUCCCUCGCCGUCAUCGUCGUCUCCUUUUCCGGCCUCUUCACCUUCGUCUUCGUCAUGCUGGCGUGCCUGUGCUGCAAGAAGGGCGACAUGGGCUUUAAGGAGUUUGAAAACGCAGACGGCGAGGAGUACCAGGCGGACCUCUCGCCUUCACGCCACAAUGGGCCCGAGGUCUACAUCCUGCCUCUGACUGAGGUCUCCCUGCCGGUCUCCAAACAGCCCGGCAGAUCCAUCCAGCUUCUCAAAUCUUCAGACCUCAGCCGCCAUAGUCUGCUCUAUCUCAAGGAGAUUGGCUAUGGCUGGUUCGGCAAGGUGUUGCUGGGCGAGGUCAACGUGGGUCUCAGCACCACCCAGGUGGUGGUCAAAGAGCUGAAGGCCAGCGCCAGCGUGCAGGACCAGAUGCAGUUCCUGGAGGAGGUCCAGCCUUUUCGGACAUUACAGCACCCCGCCCUCUUGCAGUGCUUGGCCCAAUGCUCAGAGGUCACGCCUUAUCUGCUUGUCAUGGAGUUUUGUCCGCUGGGUGACUUGAAAAGCUAUCUCCGUGGGUGCCGGGUGACUGACUCAGAGACUCCCGACCCGCUCAUCCUCCAGCGAAUGGCAUGCGACAUCGCCUCGGGGCUUUUACACCUCCAUAAGAACAACUUCAUACACAGUGACCUGGCCCUACGAAACUGCCUGCUAACAUCAGAAAUGUCGGUUAAAAUCGGAGACUACGGGCUUUCUCACAGUCUGUAUAAGGAGGACUACUAUUUUACACAAGACCAGAUUUGGGUGCCCCUGCGUUGGAUUGCCCCUGAGCUCAUAGACGAAGUCCAUGGAAACCUGCUGAUUGUUAAUCAGACUAAAUCAAGCAACAUAUGGUCGUUGGGGGUAACCAUGUGGGAGCUGUUUGAGUUCGGAGAGCAGCCAUACAGACAGUACUCUGACAGACAGGUGCUGACAUAUGCCGUCAGAGAACAGCAGCUCAAACUGGCCAAACCGCAGAUCCACUUACCUCUUGCUGAGCGCUGGUAUGAGGUAAUGCAGUUCUGCUGGCUGCAACCAGAGCUAAGACCAAGUAGCGAGGAAGUUCCCCUCUUGCUAACAUACCUCUGCGCUAAAAGCUCUAGUGAGGCUGAGGAAGAUUUUGAAGAACGCUGGAAUGCUUUGAGACCAAACUUGCUGGGAAGCCCCCCCCACACAGCCGCACCACUUGUCCUCACGCCAACACUUGCCGCGGCUGAGGCCCGCAUCCAGACCCAAACUCAGGCGGCAGAGCUGGCCUCGUCUGCCUCAUCGUCCUUCCCCCUGCUGAAGCACUUCUCCGACAGCUUCCACUCUGACACGGGAGACGACUUGUUGACCGUCACAGAGACCAGUCACGGUCUCAACUUUGAGUACAAAUGGGAGCAAGGCAGAGCUGAGCAUCCCUACUGCUCAUCGUCCACUAGUGGACCGCUGUGCCAGGGGAACCCGCACUACCAGGAUGUAUACUAUUCAAGUGAUGCCAGUAUAUCAGGCGGCUGCAGGACUGAGUUGUCAAGCGUAUCGCCAUCCUACUAUGAACCAGAGCAUCCAUGUGUGGUCCCUGUUUUAAGCGCCCUCAGCCCCUCUGUCAGCAGCGAGUAUUACAUCCGUAUAGAAGAAACAUCAGAAUGUAACAUUAACUUGGAUGACAACACAGUAGACUGCAGUCCUGUACUGAGUGGCAACACAAGGUUGUCCCCUGAGAGUCAGACCCCCACGGCACAAUCAAAUGCUUAUUGGUCAACUGCUGACAGCACCAAAUCAACAGCCUAUGACUCAGAUUCAAGCCCCACUUUGCAGCUAACCAUGGACCCCCUUAUAAGACAGGCAUACAGCAGCCCUGUAAUGUUACGACAAUCCCGUGCAUGCACCUCUUCCUUUCUAGUUGACGCUGACUACAACGUUGACCACCCACACCAUCUGUUUGAAUAUAAUGUUGGCCACCCAGUGGAAUGUUCAGAAAGUCAAUCUAGUCUGACACAAGCAAUGAGCAGCCCCAGCUUAGGUUUGUGUGACCCCUACCUUGAAGACAGAAGCGGCUCUAUUAGUGCGGUGGGCUCCCUGCAAAAGACACUACCCAUCGGUAACCACAUUAGCAUAGAUAUUGAGACAGGUGAUGGCCUGCUAGUGGGCAGAGACAUAAACGAUGGUGCUUUCUUUGAGGAAGAAGCCACAAAUUGGACUUCAAACCAUUCUGCUAACAACAACAUCCUGAGUUUCAGCAAAAGGAACACAAGUAGGAUGGAAAACUAUCUAGAUCUUCAAUAUAACACAACAGAACUGUGGUGUUUAACCAAGGACACCACCAAAACCUUCCGCAGUUGCAAAACUUCUAAACUGGAGGCAGGAGAAGGGGAAUCUGCUUGUACUUCUACUAGUAAACCCAAAGAAUUAGGUUCAUACAUUCACCUGUGUCACCAAGAUAAGCGGACCAGUCCAGAGCAAAACAACUUAGCCAGUUUAGAAAGUAAUGAUUGCAUUGCCAACUCCAGUGCCAGUGGGAACAAUAACAAUCAGUUGAUACUUAAUGGAGAGAGACUCCAUUCUGAGCCCAAGAAGAUACCUGAGCCAAGUUAUAUACAGUCACCUAACUCCUUCAAAGAGUCUCGGACUGGCCGGAUUGAAGUAUUACCAGAGAAGAAGAUGACUGGCAUUUGGGAGGAUGCUUCAACAGGAGUCCCUACUCUAAGAGACUUACGACUAAAUUACGCUCCUUUAGAAAAAAACACGAGAGAGCUCGGGAGUGGAAUUAGGACCAGGAAUUCCACUUGUACUUUAGUGGAGCUUGGAGACUACAGCGAGGAGGAUGAUGACUUCACAGAUAUUACAUCAGGCAUAUUCGCUGAUUUUAACCUUGAUUAUGCAGAGAUACAGGAGUACGAGUUGAGUCCAGUGAAGAAUACAGAGAGAACUACUGACUCUGUGGACACCACAAACCUCUCUUCAUCUGUGGCAAGCACCUCUGACCAAGCCUUCAGCCCAGACUCCUUCAGUACUCCUGCCCAGCCCAAAUCCCUGGAUAGCGGCUAUGACACAGAAAACAACGGAUCCCCGGAAUUUAUGUUUAAGGAGCUGUCUGAUCCCCAAAGAGGUGAACUUGUUCUGCAAGUACAUCAAGGUCUCACCAGUGCCUCAGAAGUCCAGUUAAAGCAAACGACUGAUAAACACCCAUACAGGGACUCGGCCUACUUUUCUGACUAUGAAAACGACAAAAGUCCACGAGAGGAUGACAGUAAAUUCUUUUCAGGUCCAACUAAACUUGCAGAAAAACCGAGCUCUUACAAAGAUGUUGAUGCUACCAAAAGGGAGUUUAAUAUCACUGAGGACCUGAAACAAAUUAAAAGUUGUGUUUUGGCUAAACCCUCUGACCUCCUUUCUACACCUGGGCUUUCCAUGUUGUCACCGUUUCCUGCACAGAUGGGUGGUUGCUUGACCAAAGAGUCUGCACCAGAGAAUGAUGACCUGGGGUUGGACACAGAGCACCAAGAAGAGCCUCGCUCAGAACUCAGCAAUUCCACUGUGUCUGAAUUGUCCUCCACUGUCCAAGAGGCCUCGGGUAACUAUCAGGACGAGAGUAAGCGAUCUGAAGACUGUGGCCAGACGCAAAUUUCCUGCUCUGAAUCCACUGUAUCUGAUUACAAAGAUGACGAUGAGACGAAAGAGAACACUGAUCAAACCACAGUGGACGACGAACUCCCGGAAUUCAAUCAUGUGGAAACAUCGGAGGAAAGAAUGGAAGGAGUCUGCAUGAAUGAGGAAGAAUUUGAGGACAUUGAUGCCGAGGAAUGCGACAGUUUAUGUGAAGAGCCAACUGUCGCGGCCGAGCUGUCAUCUUCUUCGUCAAUGCUCGAGUUGUGCGGAGAAGCCGUGAGAGCACCCCUGGAGGAGGCAGAGGACGAGGAUGACUCCGAGGACAGCGAGUCAGACGAAGAGUUGAGGACCUACAGCAUCCAGGCGGAGGAAGACAGCGAGGGCAGUGACGAAGAUUUGAGCAUGGUGCCGGUGGUGGUGAGCGACAGCAGCAGGGCACGACACCUCCGCGGCCUCCUGAAGAUGCCGACGCUUCUCACUCAGUCCUUCUGUGACAAACUGGAGAGAAAGAAAAAGGCAGUGUCCUUUUUUGACGACGUCACCGUGUUCCUCUUUGACCAAGAGAGCCCGACCGGAGAACUUGUGGACUUCAACUUCUCAGAUGAAGCGGAGUACAGCAUGAAGGACCCACUGGAUGAAAACACCUUUCAGCUUGAGACGCCCCUCUCAGCCUGUGAGACACAGUGUGACGCAGAGGAGAAAGACGAUGCAGAGGAAGGUCACAAGUGGGAAGAAGAUCUGGCAUUUGAGAAACCUCCACCUGAUUCCACGCCCGAGACCCAACCUACGCUCGCUUCACCCUCAAACAGUCCAGAGGUGGUGAAAUCUGCAACAGUGGCAAUGAACCGAUUUAUGGUCUCCAGAUUCUCCAUCACGCAUGUCUCGGACACGGUCACAGCAACUGGGACCGGCGACGACAACCCCAAAGACUGACGGACAACAGAAGCCGAAAUCUAACGAAUCAGCGUUACCACGUCCGCGAUGUUUUCCAGGAGGACUGCUGGUGGUGACCCUUAAAGAGACAGUGCCUGGUGGUGAUUUGCACACUUUUAUUUUUGUCAUUUGCUGCUGAUUAUAAAAUGGACCUCAGUAUCUCCACGCCCAACAACCAACCCUGUUCAAUUCCAAUUAAGAUCCUACACUUUUAUUUGGCUGCUUCACAUUGUUUUAAAAAAAAGACUGUUAGCUCUUAUUUUGGUAGCCGGACAAUUGAGACUUUAUUUUUUAAACAGGUAAUGAGGUGAUGGACGGGGGGAUAAAAGCACUUUUUGCUGUGAAAAAAAAAUCACGCCGCAUCUUUUAUUUGUAGACACGACGAAGGAAAAUUGUCUACUUUUAUGUGUGUGUUUUGCAUUGUAAGGACAUCGGGGGGGAAAAAAAGAAAAAAGUUUGUCAUGAAUAUUUUCUAUAUCUGCGUAUUGUCGUUGCAUCAUUCUAUGGACAUUGUGUUGAACGUGACGUCACAUGUUGUUAAAUAACGACCAUGUAGCGGGUAGCUUGACUUGAAUUACUACUGCUGUCGGGAUGCAAUUCAAGGUGCAAAAUCCCCCCCCCCUCGUUUUGCCAAAGAGACGUUGAAAAAAGAAAGACAAAGUGGCAAUUUUUGGUGUUUUCCGUGCACCAGUAGUAACCGACCAGUAUCAUGGCACCAGCACCAGUAGUAAACUUUGUUGUCAUUUCUCUCUGUUGUACUCCUUCCCAAAACAAUACACUUCACUUCACUUUCUCUCAAGCUUUUUCUGUCAUUUCUUGCUACCUUCCAGUCUAAAAUAAGGAUCAUUGAUAAUUGCAUGGAGAUAUAAACUUUGUAAAAAAAAAAAAAAAAGAA